Molecule: messenger RNA, 921 nt
Organism: Trichophyton benhamiae CBS 112371
Lineage: Eukaryota; Fungi; Ascomycota; Eurotiomycetes; Onygenales; Arthrodermataceae
Exons: 2
Coding region: 1-921 (306 amino acids)
Biological process (GO): protein transport; Golgi organization; intra-Golgi vesicle-mediated transport
Cellular component (GO): COG complex; membrane
Source: RefSeq, a predicted model, not a curated record
AUGAGCAGGUUCUAUUUCGGAGAUUCGGACGGGUCAGAUAACGACUUGAACGAUGAUAAUCUUCCGUUCCCGAAGCCGAUAUCGAGAGCUUCUUUUCUAACGCCGGAUUUCGAUGCCACAACCUUCCUGGCCUCGCUAUCAAACCGCCACCAGUCGUUGGCUGAUCUACAGACCGAGCUUCGAGAGCUGAAUGAGGCACUGAACAAGGAACUUCUUGACCUUGUGAAUGAAAAUUACCAAGAGUUUUUGUCCCUUGGAGCUGCUCUGAAGGGUGGCCAGGACAAGGUCCAGGAGAUUAGAGCUGGCUUGCUUGGGUUCCAGAGAAACGUGCAAGGGAUAAAAGAUCAGUUCGAGGCAAAGAAAAAAGAGAUACGGGAAUGUCUUGAUGAAAAGAAACGGCUACGGUCAAAGAUUUCGGUUGGGUACGAACUACUAGAUGUUGCAGAAAGGAUCGAAUUGUUGGAGACGAAUCUCAUGAUCCGGCCUGGAAAGGAUGCAACGGCAAAGGAGAACGGAGCUCAAGCGGAAGAUGAUCAUGAAAGUGAUGGCCUGUCGGAUGUCAUACUAGGAAGCGAAGCAGACGAUAGCGACGAAGAUGGAGAAGAAAGUGAGAACGAGGGCGGAAACAAGGCGAGAAUAUCUCUUCGCAGGCUGGAGGCCCAUAUACAACAAUAUCUGAGUGUGAAGGUAAUGGCGGAUCGGAUUGGAGAGAAACACCCUUUCAUCUCCAGCCAUGCCGGUAGGAUUGAUGCCAUCAAGUCGGCUCUACUGCUUGACCUGAGCACCGCGCUAAAGGAAACAAGUAAACUUGGAUCAAAGCGGGACGAAAAAAUUUCUACAAUACUACGGUUAUAUGACUCGCUGGGACACCAUGACGAAGGACAGCAAUGUUUGAAAAGGCUGGGAACAAUAACUGAAUAA